Adelges cooleyi (spruce gall adelgid) is the source of this 579-nucleotide messenger RNA. RefSeq names its product piggyBac transposable element-derived protein 3-like. NCBI's taxonomy places the organism in Eukaryota, Metazoa, Arthropoda, Insecta, Hemiptera, Adelgidae. Bases 1 to 579 code for a protein of 192 amino acids. The transcript has a single exon. The record is from RefSeq and is a predicted model, not a curated record. Gene Ontology annotation, molecular function: sequence-specific DNA binding.
AUGGAGCUGAUCAUUACCCAGUCCGAACGUUAUGCCUUCCAAAAAAAUGAGCCUUUGUUUUCGCUUGACAAAGGAAAAUUGAAAUGUUUCCUGGCGAUCCUAAUUUUAUCAGGAUAUAAUCAACUCCCCAGUGAACGGCACUACUGGGAUUCUGAGAAAGACAUGAACCACCAACUCGUCAGUGGAGCCAUGCGAAGGGAUAGAUUUCUUGAGAUCAAGCGAUUCCUUCAUUUGAACGAUAAUGACGACCAAGAUUCAGACAAACUGUAUAAAUUACGACCCCUCAUCCAGGCACUCAAAACUCGGUUUUUGAAAUUUUUCGUACCAUCCCAAAACCUUUCGUAUGACGAGUGUAUGGUCAAGUACUUUGGAAAACAUUCUUCCAAACAGUGCAUUCGAAACAAACCUAUACGCUUCGGCUAUAAAGUUUGGUGCCUAAAUGCUGUGAAUGGGUACCUUGUGAACUUCGACAUAUACACAGGGAAAAACAACAACGUGACCACUGAACAAGAAAAGGCUUUUGGUAAAGCUACAGCGCCUCUGAUCAACAUGUUGGAUGAUAUUCCUAGUGAAAUUUAA